This is a messenger RNA of Paramecium tetraurelia, 435 nucleotides long. RefSeq lists its product as uncharacterized. The transcript is spliced from 2 exons. Lineage: Eukaryota; Ciliophora; Oligohymenophorea; Peniculida; Parameciidae. The record is from RefSeq and is a predicted model, not a curated record.
AUGCAUUUAGAGAAGCAUGCGAAGGCACUCAUAGAUUACCAAUAUAGUUCAGACGAUGAUGAAAUUGGAGAUUAUAAAAAGAAAGCUAUGAAAUAUAGAAAUGAAUUCAAUGACACAGAUGAAUAAGUUCGAAGAUUGAAAAAAGAAAACUUGCACAAUAAAUAAACCAUUACUGAAUUAUUAGCAGAUUUAGAAGUACAUCAAAAGAGAAUCAUUUUGUUAGAGUAGGAACUAUUGAAUUAAAAGAAAUUAGCAUAAGAUUCCCAAGAUCAACUUAAGAAAGCCAAAAUCAAGAAAUAAGAAGAUAGAAUCUUAAAGGAAUAGAAAAAAUUUCAAGAGAAAUUCGCUUUGUAAACAAAUGAUGCACUUGAGAAAUUAAGAUAACAUUUUGAUUAGACUUUGCAACAACUUACACCUAAACCUGAUAACAAAUGA